GCUAGAAGCUAACUGAGCCACGCCCUUGCAUUCUUUCUUAGCUAGCUUUGCAGCAAAAAAUGUCUACAUGUAAGAUUGUGUCUCUUUUACUAGCUCUGAGUGUGACUGCUGUCAGCUCUCAGUCCUUCCCCUUUGUCCUCAAUGUCACCUCAAUCUCAGGAAAUGAGACUUUAGGCGAGAUACACUUGUAUUAUCGAGUUAGUGCAAUCCUUAAUGGAAACAUUGGGGAUGUUUGUAGCAGUAGUGGAGUCACUGAUCAAGUAGCUAACGAGCUCUGCAGGCAAGAGCUUAUUGAUGAAGGAAGUGGUUUUCUUCGAGUCACUGGUGCUGUAGCUACUCCUCCUUACAAUUUUAUCAAUGGCGAGCUCUUUAGCACAUCUUAUGCUAAUUUUGCCUGCCCCAGUGACAUUACAGCUUGCACUGGAAUGCAAGUCAGCAAUUGUACUGGCUAUGGUGGAUUCUUGACCAUACGCUGUAAUAUCAGAUUUCCUGAAUGCUUUCCUGGGCUCACUAUUCUUAAUAACGUUGUCAAUAGUACAACUCCUGAUGGAGCAUUCUAUGAGACAGGAUACCCUGCAAUAUGUACUAAUGAUGCAAGAUAUGCCCCAGUCUGCAGUGGAGCUAGUCUCUCACCACGGGACGUGUCAGAGCUUUGUUUAAGAAAUAUCGAGAAUCCUUUUGCAUUUUUUGGUGGAUUUGUUGGAGCCCCUGAUGGAGUUACAGCCCUACCUAUUGAUUUCUUUAGAGAAAUUGAUGUUGUAGUAACUGAUCUGUCCUGUACUACAUUAUUGAACUGCACUAAUGUGACAAUGAUGGGGAAAUGUCCUAAUGAUGACUAUGCUACCAUCACUUGUCAGCAAGUUUGUAAUGAUGAAACAUAUCAACCAAUGUUAUACAAUAAUUACACUACAACUCGUGAUGGAGUGACGUAUUUUGCUGGAAUAUUUCAGUUCUGUUUGGGAGGGACUUUUGCUAGAAUCUGCGACGAUGGAACAAAUGUACAAGAUCUUGCAACAAUUGGCUGCAUACAGUAUGGCUAUCAAGCUGGUAGGAUGCUGCCUUACAAUGCUAGUCUUUACAAUGGAUCACCUCGUGGGAUACUAUACUUCAGUAAUUACACUUGCAAUGAAUUUGGUUGUGCUCAAAACAUCUCCUUCGCAUUCAAUGAGCAAUGCUACAACAAUGGACAAAAGGAUGUCACUGUGGAAUGCUACAACAACAGUCUUUCAUGUAGCACUGAAGGCAAUGUAACCUUUUAUACUAGAAUCAGUUCAGUGAUUAAUGGAGACACUGAGAUUACAACUGGGGUUGCUGUUAUAUGCACUAAUGGCCAGUAUACUGCUCUUUGUGGAGAUACUGAAGACUUUGAUACUGAUGAUGCUGCCAAUGUCUGUCAAGCAAUGGGAAUACUAGUGGUACUGUGCGUCCUUCUGAUUCAUUGUAUGGUGCUCCUCCUCUUACAUCAGGGUAUUACAGUAAUGUUACUUGUAUGAGUGAUGGAUCCUGUACUGCUGUCCCCAGUGAUGAUCCUGAAUGCUUCACUGGAGAUUUGAACAUCAUACUUCAAUGCAUGAGGCCUGCACCAAGUGUGGGUACAGUUACAGUCUCUCCUACCAGUUCAUCAGCCCCCACAACCUCUACUGAUUCUAAUGUUGGGCUAGCUAUUGGAGUAACAGUUGCUGUUCUGGUUGUAGUUGCAAUUGUUGUUCUUAUCAUUAUUGUGCUUGCUGUUGUGAUAGUUAGGAAGUCAAGAUCUGGGUCCAUUAACUUUUAAGUCUAAAUGUCUUCACCUUAUAUCUAUUUUGGUGUGAAUGUAUUAGUUAGUUAUUAUAAUAAUUAGUUGUUUUUUAUUGCUAGUCUAUUUAAUAUACAAUGAAUGACACUACAAGUUGUUGACUUUAAUUU
Molecule: messenger RNA, 1905 nt
Organism: Amphimedon queenslandica
Lineage: Eukaryota; Metazoa; Porifera; Demospongiae; Haplosclerida; Niphatidae
Exons: 10
Coding region: 60-1493 (477 amino acids)
Source: RefSeq, a predicted model, not a curated record